CAGCCUUCUUUUCGCCCUACCUCCCCUCAAAUUCGCAUAGCAAUGAUUAGACAAUUAUCGCAGCAGCUUGCAGUGCAAACAGGCAGGCUGAAUGUUCUCCAGCGGAAUGCACAGAUUCGCCGCCUGCUCCCUCGCUCACAUUUUUCGCUCUCGUUGACGAAGGCAGCUAGCCAGCAGCGUUUCACGCACAUAACCAAAACACCGCAGCUCACAACCACGCGUACAGAUGCCGAGCCGCGGUGGAAGAUCCAGUCAGCAACGAAGUUGGUGGAUCUUCCCAAGGUGUACAGCGACCUGUCCAAGGACAAGCUGACGGCAUUCGUGGUGCUGACAGCCAUGGCAGGGUAUGCGAUCGCACCAGGAGCGGCACAGAUAGGCACGCUGUUUUGGACCACCUUUGGCACAACCAUGUGCUCUGCCAGCGCCAACGGGUUCAACCAGUGGAUCGAGGUGCCGUAUGAUGCGCAGAUGAGUCGGACACGCAACCGGCCACUGGCGAGGUACGCGUUGUCGCCUCUUAACGCUUUGGGCUUCUCGGUGGCUUCGGGAAUCGUUGGCGUGGGGUCGUUGAUGGUGUUUGUUAAUCCGCUAACGGCGGGUCUGGGAGCAGCGAACAUUGUGCUCUACGCAUUCAUAUAUACGGCAAUGAAGCGGAUGACUAUCGUCAAUACGUGGGUGGGCUCGCUGGUAGGCGCAAUCCCGCCGCUGAUGGGGUGGGCAGCUGCAACUGGCACAUUGGGUCCCGGCGCAUGGGUUCUGGGUGGAAUGAUGUUUGCGUGGCAGUUCCCCCACUUCAACUCGCUGGCGUAUACGCUGCGCGCAGACUACUCGAAAGCCGGCUACCGGAUGAUGUCCGUGACGCAUCCGCGGCUCAACGCUCGCGUUUCGUUGCGCUAUGCUCUGCUGAUGUUCCCACUGUCUGCAAUGUACCCGUGGUUGGGUGUCACCGACAUGUGGUUCUUGCUGGACUCGUCGAUUGUUAAUGGGUUUAUGGCAUGGUGUGCCUACCAGUUCUGGAGACAUCCAGAUGUGAAGAAGUCGCGGCGGCUGUUUUUCAGUAGUCUGGUGCAUUUGCCAGUGCUGCUUAUCCUGAUCAUGGCACACGAGUUCAUUCAGGAGCGGUAUAUUGCCAGUGCCGAGGAAGAGAAGGCGAAGGAGAACAAGGAAUAGUGUUUUAUCAUUACUAUGGAAUGUAAUAUGCAAG
Linderina pennispora is the source of this 1204-nucleotide messenger RNA. RefSeq names its product protoheme IX farnesyltransferase. The transcript has 2 exons. The record is from RefSeq and is a predicted model, not a curated record. Bases 43 to 1170 code for a protein of 375 amino acids. NCBI's taxonomy places the organism in Eukaryota, Fungi, Kickxellomycota, Kickxellomycetes, Kickxellales, Kickxellaceae. Gene Ontology annotation, cellular component: mitochondrion; mitochondrial membrane. Gene Ontology annotation, molecular function: protoheme IX farnesyltransferase activity. Gene Ontology annotation, biological process: heme biosynthetic process.